UUCUCCUCCGCUGCUUUUGAAAUGAACACGAGAAGUUCGCAUUUUCAUCAGAACAACAACGCCCCCAUACAAUUCAAUUUUCAACACAAUAAUAAUACAACACAACGCAAACUCACCAAUUCUCCGUCUCUUAUUCCUUCUCCUCGUCAUCGCCAUCCGAGGAGGAACUUCACGUUUCUUGCGCGAAAUAGAGUAGGCGAGGAAAAAACAUCGAUGAAAAAUGGAGGAAGAAAUCGAAGAUUUUGUUGAUGAUUUUUACGUGGAGCCUUCGGAAAGUGAUGAGGACUACGAGUUUGAGGCCUGUCAGUUCUACGAUUUCACGAGGCAGGAGUCUGAGUCUGAAAUUGAUGAGGCGGAGCGCUGGUUUGAUGUUUCUGGAAAUUACCCUCCUUCCCCUUUUAUUGUAAAGUUGAAUUUGGAAAAAUUACUAUCUGCGGAAGCUGUACCCCACUCCUCGAAAUCAAAAUAUGGAAACAACACAAAGUCGGCAAGCAGCAGUUCGGACAAUGAUAUUAGACAUGGAGCUUCUACUUCAAAAAAGGAUGCCAAAGGAAAAAACAUGCUUCACGAUAAUGCAAAAGCAAAAGCAAAGUCAGCUGAUAAACUAUUUCAAUCAAAGAGUUCAACCUUCAUGAACCCGACAGCGAGUCAUUUGGCAAAACAAACUAAAGCGCAUGAUGAGCAUUCCAGCCACAUUUGUACAAGGUUUCAGAAAACAUCAGUCAAGCUAGAGAAAGUCUUGCCGAGUCCUAUUGGACAUGAUAACCUUGCUACAAAACGGCAAAAGCUUGAGAUCGGUUACUUAAGAAAGGUUGCCCAAAUGAAGCAUCAAUUUUCCUUAUUGCAUAAAUCAUCAAAGAAGGUUACAGUUCCAAAAGAACCGGAACUGGAAACACUGCUCAGAGCACAAAGGCGGGGGUCCAAGAAUAGUUCAGCAAGCGAAACUGAAAGUGGUAGCUCUAAAGCAAAACCAUUGAACAAAAAGACUUUGGAGUCUCCUCCGUUACCUAAACCUAAAAAGAGCAUACCACAUCCACGAGAGUUUCAAGAGUUCCACUUGAAGACUAUGGAGAGGGCCAAUCACCAUGCUUCUGCUAAGUUUCUGCAGGAACGCCGAUCAUCAAGCAGUGAUAAGCUGGAAAGUCCACCUACAGAGCAGUUAACUGAGCUCUCCCUGGGAUCAGCCUCUAAGGCCAAUAGUCCACCGCAGUUAGGCAAGCAUGCCUCAGCCAAGGGUAUAAAGAAGGACGCCCAUGGUUCUUUCCAAGCUGAAUUCUGGAGAUGUCCUGGAAAGCCCAAACAAUGCGGAGGUCAUAUGAGGGCUCAUGAAGCUGAACGCUGGUCCAACAUGACAAGAAGCUUGGGCAUCCGCUGAGAUCAUGCACGGGGAAGGAGCUUUCCCAACAUUCUUAUCACCUGCUGAUGGAAGCCGAACUCAACCUUACUGCAUGUAGAUCACUUCAAAGUGCUUGAAAAUGGGGGAGUUUGUUGAGUGUGUAUCUACCAAAUCUGAAGCAAACAUACUAUUGAUUGAUUGUAGAGUUAGUAUCAAUCAACUCAACCAUCAUACUGUUAGUAAUCAACUCAUUAGAAUUGUAAGCAUUGUUCA
Molecule: messenger RNA, 1609 nt
Organism: Sesamum indicum (sesame)
Lineage: Eukaryota; Viridiplantae; Streptophyta; Magnoliopsida; Lamiales; Pedaliaceae
Biological process (GO): mitotic spindle assembly; regulation of mitotic spindle organization; activation of protein kinase activity
Cellular component (GO): spindle; nuclear microtubule
Molecular function (GO): protein kinase activator activity; microtubule binding
Source: RefSeq, a predicted model, not a curated record